This is a messenger RNA of Paramuricea clavata, 3009 nucleotides long. The record is from the annotation of a GenBank genome assembly. NCBI's taxonomy places the organism in Eukaryota, Metazoa, Cnidaria, Anthozoa, Malacalcyonacea, Plexauridae.
AUGGCAGCAUCGAAUGAUGUUUUGGACGACAUGCUAGCCGAAGCUGCACUUCUUUCAGAGCCAGACCCUGACUCGGCGCAGCCGAGAACAUCAGGGGAACUCACAGAAAUUGAGCAACCGAGAGCAAAACGGGCCCGUACGUCGGGAAAAACGGGGAAAGCUGGCGCUGCCAGUGUAAUAAAACCCGUUCACGCCAUCAGCAGUGAUGUUGUCACCGAGGCUGAAAAUGGCGCCAAAGUCACUCUAGAGGAGCUCAGUCAUAAAGUUACUCAACUCGCUGAGAUAAUCAACUCCUUUGCUCCAGUAGUGAAAGAACUCAAAGGUGCUUAUGAUACUGCGCAACAACAGGACGGCGCUAGUGUUUCUGAAGGGGAAAUCGAGGAUGACCUUCUGAAUGACGAAGCAACUGACUCGCUCCCUGCCAGCCAAAACGGUGCGCUGGUAGACGACCUUGUCCACGAAGUGACUGAAAGUGAACCUACAGACCACGCAUUACCGGAAAAAAUUUCCACCAUCCUUAACAAUAUUUUAGCUUCGGGACUGAACGAGCAGGCAUUAGCCAAACGGAAAGAAAGUGUGAAAAGACCAGAAAACUGCAACCUCUUACGUGUUACUAAAGUGAACCCCGAGAUUUGGGACAUCGCAAGGAAACCAACGCGUAGCAUGGAUGCCAGGCUGCAAAAAUUGCAAGAGGCCUUAAUAAAAGGCCUCAUUCCAAUAUCCCGAUUUGCUGGGAUAGUUGGUGAAUCUUUGGGUAAACACCCUAAAGUACCUGUGCUACCUCCAGAGGAACUCUGGGAAGGGUUGUCAACCUCUGUCCUCCUUAUUGCAUCAGCCAAUCAUGAUUUGAACAUGUGUCGUAGAGACUUGUUCAAAGCAGACCUUGAUGAAAAUUACAAGGCAAUCUGCAGCAGCAAAGAACCUGUUGCAGCCGAGUUGUUCGGUGAUGAUUUGACUGAACGGCUAAAGACGGUGAAAGAAAGUAAAAAGGCUGCCCAGCAGUUGACAAGCCAGAAGCGGAAACACACAUUUGCUCCUCGCCCAGGCACCUCAAAUACCUCCAAUGCUCAUUUUUUAUUCCAACGACGGGGCGGCCAGUCUCAGGGCCGACCCCGGGGAAAAUUUCAGCACCGGAGACGAACAGACACAUUCAGGACAGGGGGAAAUCUGUGACACAGAAAUAAACCCCACCAAUCAAAGUGUAAGUACUAAUUAUUAUAGUAAGCAAAAUUUGCCCAGUUCUCUACCUCAGACAAAGGGGGGCUGUUCAGUUGCAGGCCGCAUACAACAUUUCGUAGAGAAAUGGAAAGAGCUUACUAGUGAUCCUGUAAUUCUCUCUGCUGUUACUGGGUACCUGAUAGAGUUUAUGGUCAACCCGGUACAGCUUGUAAUACCUAAACCUAUUAAAAUGAGCACACAAGAGACCGAACAGGUUGAUUCGCAAAUACACAAAUUCCUAAAAAAGGGCUUUAUCAUUGAAAGCUCUCAUGAACAGGGGGAAUUCAUAUCUAAUAUCUUUCUUCGACCAAAGAAAGAUGGGUCGUUUCGAAUGAUAUUGAACCUUAGAGAGCUUAACAAAUUUGUGAUGCAUCACCAUUUUAAAAUGGAGUCCAUCCAUACAUGCACCCAACUCAUGCGUCCUGGGUGUUACAUGGCAUCUAUCGACCUGAAGGAUGCUUAUUACUUAGUACCUGUUGCUAAGCAACAUCAAAAAUUCCUCAAGUUUACAUGGAAGGGGAGACUAUAUCAAUUCACCUGUUUGGCCCAAGGAUUGUCAUCAGCCCCACGCCUGUUUACAAAGCUUAUGAAACCUGUUUUCUCCCAUCUUAGGGGGAAGGGGCACAUUUCAAGUGGUUACAUUGAUGAUUCCUUCUUAGUAGGGUAUUCUAAUUCAGAAUGUCAACUGAAUGUCGAUGACACCUUGCAGUGUUUUCAUGAAUUGGGAUUCCUAACCCAUGAUGAUAAAUCUGUGAUCACACCAACACAAAUCAUUCAACACCUAGGGUUUGUGUUGAAUUCAAUUGAGAUGACAAUAUCUAUUUCGGAAGAAAAACACAAUAAACUAUGUGGGGUUAUUAUUUCUGUUCUUAAACAAAACAUGUGUAGUAUAAGAGCAGUGGCACAGAUGAUUGGCAUGAUGGUAGCAUGCUGCCCAGGGGUGGAAUAUGGGACAUUGUUUUAUCGUCAAAUUGAUAGGGAAAAGACAGCUGCACUUAAAGUAAACCAAGGCGACUUUGAUAAGCACAUGACCCUCUCCCCUAAAGCACACCAAGAUAUGUUAUGGUGGGUAGAAAAUGCACGCUUGUUCACAAAGCGGCUGGAUCAUGGGAAAAUUGGCUAUGUGCUUUACACUGAUGCCUCCACCAAAGGAUGGGGGGCUAACAUGGCUAAUGUAACUACAGGGGGUGAAUGGUCUACAGUAGAGAAAGACCACCAUAUAAAUUACCUAGAAUUACGAGCUGUUCUGUUUGGUCUGCAAUCACUUUGUAGGGAAAUAUCAAAUGCCCAUGUCAAAGUCAUGACAGAUAAUACAACUGCUGUUGCCUACAUUAACAAUAUGGGGGGCUCUCGCUCUUUUUUAUGCAAUGACAUGGCCAGAGAAGUAUGGGCAUGGUGCAUGACCAGGAAUAUUUGGCUCACUGCCAGCCAUAUUCCUGGGAAACUUAAUGUUGUUGCCGACAAGGCCUCCAGGGUGUUUGAUGAUUCUACAGAAUGGAAACUGGAUGCUAACAUAUUUCCAAAGCUAACAGCACACUUUGGUACCCCUGAAGUGGACAUGUUUGCUUCCAGACUUAACUACCAAAUGACACCAUUCGUUUCAUGGCAUCCUGACCCUCAAGCAUGGGCUAUUGAUGCCUUUACUUUGGACUGGAAUAAUAUAUUCUUUUAUGCCUUUCCACCUUUCAGCAUUAUACCACAAGUAUUGCAAAAACUGGAUACAGCUCAGACACAAGCAAUCCUAAUUGUGCCAAAUUGGCCAACCCAGCCAUGGUACCCUAUGUUGACAAG